GACUUCGCUCUCAGUCCGCCGGCAGCCCUUUGCCCGCCUAGCCUUCUUUCCUUCCUCCUCCUCCUCCUCUUCCUCCUCCGCCUGCCGGCCUCGUAGCACCACCACCAGCACCACCAGCAGCAGCAUCAUGACCGACGCGGCCAUCUCCUUCCUCAAGGACUUCUUGGCGGGUGGCGUGGCGGCUGCGAUCUCCAAGACCGCCGUGGCCCCCAUCGAGAGGGUCAAGCUCCUGCUCCAGGUGCAACAUGCCAGCAUGCAGAUCACGGCCGAGAAGCAGUACAAGGGCAUCAUCGAUUGUGUGGUGCGAAUCCCCAAGGAGCAAGGGUUCCUCUCCUUUUGGCGGGGCAACCUAGCCAACGUCAUCCGCUACUUCCCCACGCAAGCCCUAAACUUUGCCUUCAAAGACAAGUACAAGCAAGUCUUCUUGGGCGGCGUUGACAAAAGAACCCAGUUUUGGCGUUACUUUGCGGGCAACUUGGCGUCGGGGGGCGCUGCUGGCGCCACGUCACUCUGCUUUGUCUACCCUCUCGAUUUCGCCCGUACCCGUCUGGCGGCAGACGUGGGCAAAGCUGGAGCUGAACGAGAAUUCAAAGGUCUCGGCGACUGCUUGGUGAAGAUCUUCAAGUCCGAUGGCCUUCGGGGGCUCUACCAAGGCUUCAAUGUCUCUGUCCAAGGAAUCAUCAUCUACAGAGCAGCGUAUUUUGGCGUUUACGACACCGCCAAAGGAAUGCUUCCCGACCCAAAGAACACUCACAUCUUAAUCAGCUGGAUGAUCGCGCAGACGGUAACGGCUGUUGCAGGAUUGACCUCAUAUCCCUUCGACACCGUCCGGCGGAGAAUGAUGAUGCAAUCUGGUCGCAAAGGAGCUGACAUCAUGUACUCGGGAACAAUUGAUUGCUGGCGGAAGAUUGCCCGGGACGAAGGCGGGAAAGCGUUUUUCAAGGGCGCAUGGUCCAACGUGCUCAGAGGAAUGGGAGGUGCUUUCGUCUUAGUCUUGUACGACGAAAUCAAGAAAUUCACAUAAGCUGAAACCCCAACACCCCACCCCACUCCUUAGACGACCCUUCCCACGUAAUAUUCCAUGGACUUGCAUCAAAACUAUUUAUCGUUUCCCUCCCUCCUCCCCGCCCCCCCACACGGGAGGUUGUCUCUUUAGUUGAUGGAGAGGCCAUAAUUUUACUUGCCUGACCCCCCCCCACCUCGUUCUCAAGUCAUUCCUUUGACGAUGGGACUCAAACUUUAUUUUUAUUCAGUCACUCCUGUUAAAAUAAGUUUGAGAAAUAAAAUGGGGAGAAAAAACGGUACCCAAA
Ahaetulla prasina is the source of this 1310-nucleotide messenger RNA. RefSeq names its product solute carrier family 25 member 5 (gene SLC25A5). Gene Ontology annotation, molecular function: ATP:ADP antiporter activity. The transcript is spliced from 4 exons. Gene Ontology annotation, biological process: mitochondrial ATP transmembrane transport; mitochondrial ADP transmembrane transport. Gene Ontology annotation, cellular component: mitochondrial inner membrane. Lineage: Eukaryota; Metazoa; Chordata; Lepidosauria; Squamata; Colubridae. Bases 128 to 1024 code for a protein of 298 amino acids. The record is from RefSeq and is a predicted model, not a curated record.